GGUCACGUGAACACGGAGACAGAAGGGGAGGGGGGACAAACAUGGCCGACGAGGCGGGGGAAGUAAACACAGCUGUUGAGGAUCGUGAAGAAACCCAGCAGAUACAUGAGCCCCAAGUUUCGGAGGCCGCGGCGGACGUCGAGCCCGGCGGCACCGACGGCACCGACGGCCAGGACUGGACCGAGAAGUCGGCCCCGGCGCCGGCCCCGGUUGCAGAGACAAGCUGGUCGGCUCCGAUCCUGUCUCUCGCUCGCAAGGCCACGGAGACGAUUAGCAGCGGGAUGAGCUACGCUGCUGCCCCCAGGAAGCCCUCAGUGGGGUCCUCAGUGGCGAGCUCCCCUACGGAGAGGGACCCCGAAAAUGAUCUGAACAGCACUUCAAAGAUGCUCCCCGCUCUGCCCCCCAAAGACCACAUGGCAAUAGAGAGGUCCAACCUGCUCAGCAUGAUGAAGCUCAGCAUCAAAGUGUUGAUUCAGUCCUCCCUGAGUCUCGGCAGGACGCUGGACUCGGACUACCCUCCCCUGCAGCAGUUCUUUGUCGUCCUGGAGCACUGUCUCAAACACGGGCUUAAAGCCAAGAAAUCCUUCAUCGGUCAGAACAAGUCCAUAUGGGGACCUCUGGAGCUGGUUGAGAAGUUGUGUCCAGAGUCUGUCAACAUUGCCACAAGUGCCAGAGACCUUCCCGGCAUUAAGACCGGUUUGGGGAGAGGACGGGCUUGGUUGCAUUUGGCGCUCAUGCAGAAGAAAGUGGCCGACUACUUGAAGGCCCUGCUGGACCAGAAGGACCUCCUGAGUGAGUUUUAUGACUCUGGAGCCUUGAUGAUGGAGGAGGAGGGCGCGGUGAUCGGGGGUCUUCUGGUGGGCCUCAAUGUUAUUGACGCUAAUCUCUGCAUUAAAGGGGAGGAUAUGGAUUCUCAGGUGGGAGUUAUUGACUUCUCCCUUUAUCUGAAAGACCCUGCCAACAGCGAGACUCAGAAAGAUGAUUCCAAGAUGACAGCCAUAUUGGAUCAGAAGCACUACAUCGAGGAGUUGAACCGUCACCUCAGUGGCACCGUCACUGACCUCCAGGCCAAGAUGGACUCUUUGGAGAAGACCAACAGCAAACUGGUAGAAGAGCUGACAGCAGCUACGGACAGAAUCAACUCUCUGCGAGAGGAACACGAACAGCUGAGGAAGGAGAAUGAGUCCAUCGUGCAGUGCAGCCAGAAGAAGGAAGAGGCAGCCCUUCAGGACAGCCAGGUGGAGCUGGAGACGUACAAACAGACCCGACAAGGCCUGGAUGAGAUGUACAGUGUGGUGUGGAAGCAGUACAAGGAGGAGAAGCGCAUCCGCCAGGAGCUGGAGCACGAGCUGGAGCUCCAGGUGGGGCUGAAGCAGGAGAUGGAGGUGGCCAUGAAGCUGCUGGAGAAGGACACGCACGAGAAGCAGGACGCGCUGGCAGCGCUGCGGGUCCAGCUCGACCAAGUCAAGGCUCUGAACCUUCAAAUGUUCCACAAAGCUCAGGACUCGGAACGACAGGCAGAGAAAAAGCAGGCGGAGGCUUUGCAGCUCGAACAGAAGAUGAACGACAUGGAGCAGGCCAUGCUGGAGAUAGAGCAGAGACUACAGAACACGGAGAAGGAGCGGAAGCUGAGCGACCAGUCGGACAAGGACAUGAAGCUGGAGCUGGAAGGAAAAGUGGACGCUUUGCAGAAACAACUGACGGACCUGGACACAACGAGGCUGGGUUUGGAGAACGAGCUGCGCACUGAGAGGGAGCAGAGGCAAAGCUUGCAGAAAGCCCUGCAACGGGAACAGGACAACAGCGCCGAGCUCCGCACGCAGCUGCAGCAGCUGCAGGGCCUGCACUCGGAGCUGCAGGACUUGAAGCUGGAGAAGCAGCAGCUGCAGCAGACGUGCGAGCAGCAGGAGCAGGCUCUUCAGGAGAUGGGACUGCAUCUUAGCCAGUCUAAACUGAAGAUGGAGGACUUCAAGGAGGUCAACAAGGCCCUGAAGGGCCACGCCUGGCUGAAAGACGACGAAGCCACCAACUGCAAGCAGUGCCAGAAGGAGUUCUCCAUCGCACGUAGAAAGCACCACUGCAGAAACUGCGGCGACAUCUACUGCAACAACUGCUCUAGCAACGAGCUGGCCCUGCCCUCCUACCCUCGGCCCGUCAGAGUGUGCGACAUGUGCCACUCCCUCCUGCUGCAGAGAAGCUCGUCCACGGCCUCCUGACAGAAAAGCCCGCCGCGUUUCUACGGACGCUUUCUAACACUGCAUAUACUCACUCACUAUGAUUUGUUCCAGGAAGAGAGAAAAAAAAAAACAAAACAAAAAAUGUCAUCGGAUCAUAGGAAAAUGUGAUUCGGUGCUCACAUUGCCUGAGUUACCUGAAAUUCAGGUACGUCUUUACUGAACAUCGGCACAUUUUUAAACACCUGAGAUGAGCUAAUUUAAUUUAUGCACACUUCAUGAUGAGGAGACUUUGCUUAGAGAUGAAACGUAUGUUUUGAAUAUAUUAAAUAUUUCCUUAAAUUUGAAUGAGUUUAACUAUUUGGUAUGCAAACUGACCUUUUUAAAUGUGUAGUUUUUCUAAUUCAAACCAUGAUUGUAGAUUAUGUUGAGGACCCAUCAAAGGUUACUGUUAUCACGCAGCUUUUCUUUUUUAAACGGCUGUUUAACAUGCAAAAAUCACGUAAAUGAUGGUAGAAUGUAUUCUAACUGGGGUUUCUGGAUCAUGUCAACUGCUGCGAAGCCAUUUUCUUCAUUUGGGAAUGGUGACCAAAAAGUUUUUUUUUUUUUCUAACCUCAAUAUUUGAUAAAAUGAAUAAAGUCUCCAGUUUUUCCAACGCUUGUUUCAAUUAGAUAUUCCAGACUAGUUUUAUUCACUUUGUGCACAGGAAAUACAAAUAGCAUUCGAAGCAGUAGAAACCUUCAUGGUAGCGGAUUUGAAAUUCACUUGCUCUUGAUACAGCCCUCAUUCAGAAAAAAAAAAAAAAAAAAACAACUUCAACAUUCGCACUUUUAGAAAACAAAAACAUGCUCCGACCAGAUUAAUAUUUUAACAAAAAGAAUUCUUUAAAAAAAACGCUGUACACAAACAGAGGAGGUGAAACGAGGAAAUCGGACAACUUUUUUUUUUUUUUUGUUCAUGCACUCAGACGCUGAAAUGUAAAAGCCACCAGAACAGCAUGAGUUAACCUUGAGGAAAAAAAAAAUAAAAAUAACCAGGUGUCUGAAGAACGUUAACACACAAACAGAAUGCAUCCGGGUGGUGAAAAUUUAAAGCACGUUUUCUGACGAUCUGAGAGGAAUGGGGAAGACAAAACAGCACUUCUGACACACGCUCGUUGUGACGACAGAUGUUCUCGCAUCUCUGUGAAGAUUUAAAAAAAAUACAAACCCUACCCCUCGGUAAUUUUCAAAACAACCUCACCUGACCCUAUUCUAUGUUUACUAGGUGAGACUUACAUUUCCAGUCCUUUCAGAAAAAUGCUUAGUUAAAAAACAUCAAAUUAAGGGAGAAAAAAAAGA
Mugil cephalus (flathead mullet) is the source of this 3515-nucleotide messenger RNA. RefSeq names its product RUN and FYVE domain containing 1 (gene rufy1). The transcript has 17 exons. NCBI's taxonomy places the organism in Eukaryota, Metazoa, Chordata, Actinopteri, Mugiliformes, Mugilidae. Gene Ontology annotation, biological process: protein transport; regulation of endocytosis. Gene Ontology annotation, cellular component: cytoplasm. The record is from RefSeq and is a predicted model, not a curated record. Bases 42 to 2216 code for a protein of 724 amino acids. Gene Ontology annotation, molecular function: metal ion binding.